AUGCGGAAAGCUCUCAUCGCCGCUGCCCUCUUGCACGGACUCGCCCGAGCGGCACCUCAUCCGCAGGACAUUGACUUCGACGCUGUGGACUCUGCACCGUCGGCUACGGUCACCGGUCCACCCAUUACUGCCGUUGAGCAGCCUGUCACUUACAAUCCAACCACUGCUUCGCAGUCGGCUGCCGCGGCUGUCACUGCUAGCCCGUUAGCUAAACGAUGGGAAUUUGGCCUCUUUGAAAGAGACGGAGUGAAUGACGACUGCGCUCCGCAACCUGACGGUUACGGACCGAAACCCACCUCCGAUACCACAGAUGCUUUCAUUACAAACACCGUGUUUGCAUUGGCUGCAGUUAAUGCGCCGACCCCCAACGGCUAUAACAAUGUUUUCUCAAAUCUGCAGGGCAGUGUCAGCUUACCCUCUUACCUCGGUCUGUAUACUCUCCAGAGUUAUGACCCGCUUCAAUGCCAGCAACUCUGUGACGCUGCAGACUCAUGUUAUGGCUUCAACAUUUAUUUCGAAAGGGAUCCUUCUGUGAAUCCUGCAGACGCCUGCCCCAAUCCCCCGAGCUUUACCAACAUCAAAUGCACACUUUGGGGAUCUCACGUCACGGCACAAUCGGCCUCAAAUAUGGGCGGAUACCGUGACCAGUUCCAGGUUGUGAUUGCUGGGUCCAAUGGGUACAACAAAAAGAAGGCACCACCACCAUAUAGCGGCUAUGAUGGUCCGACGGAGCUAGGAGGUGCCAUCGCUGCACCCCUGUAUACCGACCCCACCACAGGAGCUCAGGUUGAUACUUAUAUUGGCGUGAAAUUUUUCCGGGGUGCCUUCAAUGCCGGCCAGUGUGCUGCCGCCUGUGACGCAACGGAGGAUUAUGAUCGUACUCACGCUACUGGUGGUAGCUACAAGCCUUGCAAUUUCUUCAAUGCGUACGUCCUGUCGAAGAACGGCAAAGCACUGGGCACCUACUGUUCUCUCUACACCCAACCCUGGGACAAGAGCUAUAGCACAAACGUUGGGCAAUACUCGGGAUCCGACUAUUACUCCGUCAGCCAGAGCUAUUCAUACACCCGCUCCGUUCAGGACCCGGGCGUCGUCGACUAA
Messenger RNA from Xylona heveae TC161, 1101 nucleotides. RefSeq lists its product as hypothetical. The coding region runs from base 1 to 1101 and encodes 366 amino acids. NCBI's taxonomy places the organism in Eukaryota, Fungi, Ascomycota, Xylonomycetes, Xylonales, Xylonaceae. The record is from RefSeq and is a predicted model, not a curated record. The transcript has 5 exons.